This is a messenger RNA of Labrus mixtus (cuckoo wrasse), 493 nucleotides long. RefSeq names its product heat shock protein beta-7-like. NCBI's taxonomy places the organism in Eukaryota, Metazoa, Chordata, Actinopteri, Labriformes, Labridae. The transcript is spliced from 3 exons. Bases 1 to 327 code for a protein of 108 amino acids. The record is from RefSeq and is a predicted model, not a curated record.
AUGGAGUUGAAUGUCACGCCUGCACACAACUUCACUCCGUCACUCAGCCAUUUUGAAUGUCACGCUUAUCCUUUGGGGAAGAUCCAGCUCAUUGGAGACAUUUUCCAGUUCACAGUCGAUGUGAGUGAAUUUUCUCCAGAGGACGUUAUCAUCACUUACUACAACAACCGGAUCGAGGUUCAGGCUGAGAAGUUGGGGGACAAUGGGGCAGUCACAAACAAUUUUUCCCACCAAUGCAAACUACCAUCAAAUGUGGACCCCACAUCUGUGACCAUGGCCCUGGAGGGCAGAGGGGUCCUGACCAUCAGAGCUCAUAGGGUGCAUUAGUUACGGCCUGAGCUCUCUGAUCGCUUGCUGCAUUUGACAUUUAAAUGCUUGAGCGUAUCGCCAUCUGUUGGUUGCUGAAGGAAUCAACAAAUUCAUAAUUUUGGUCUCUUUCAAUCAACUUUGUCCUACUUGCUCCAAUAUUAUUCCUUAGCAUUCCUUUAAAUAA